Messenger RNA from Pogona vitticeps (central bearded dragon), 4306 nucleotides. RefSeq names its product BR serine/threonine kinase 2 (gene BRSK2). The record is from RefSeq and is a predicted model, not a curated record. Gene Ontology annotation, biological process: intracellular signal transduction; protein phosphorylation. Gene Ontology annotation, cellular component: cytoplasm. Gene Ontology annotation, molecular function: ATP binding; protein serine/threonine kinase activity. Lineage: Eukaryota; Metazoa; Chordata; Lepidosauria; Squamata; Agamidae.
CCAGCUCUUCCGCUGCUCCAGCGCUCAGCUCUCCCUUGAACAGCUCCUAGAGAGAAGAACUAAGGCGUGCGGGAGUGCUGAUGACCAGCACCAUGCAUCAUCUUCUUCUCAGGCUUGGAUCUUAGAUUUCCUACCCCUGUGCUAAACACUGGCUAAGAACUGCUCCCGGCCAUCCCUUUCCUAGGCAGGCAGCAAACAAGAGGGGAAACAAAAAAGAAGAAGGAGGAGGAGGAGGAAGAGCGACUCUUCAGCUAAGUGGACUAAGAUCAGCCGAAGAGUGUGUGUGUGAGAGAGAGAGAGAGUGUGAGGCGGGCUGGAUGCUUUGGUUGCACAGCGGCAAAGUGGGAAUUUAAAGAACUGCAGUGAAAAAGAGCCCCGAGAUUCCCCAACCACAGCACAAGACAUAACCUCGCAGAAUUACAGAGCGCCAGGUAGAAAUGACAUCUACUGGCAAAGAAGGCAGCGGAGCUCAGCAUGCACAAUAUGUUGGACCCUACCGUUUGGAGAAAACCCUGGGCAAAGGACAGACAGGGCUUGUGAAGUUGGGGGUUCACUGUGUAACAUGUCAAAAGGUCGCUAUAAAAAUUGUCAACAGGGAGAAGCUCAGUGAAUCGGUGCUAAUGAAGGUGGAACGGGAAAUAGCCAUCCUGAAGUUGAUAGAACACCCACAUGUUUUAAAGCUGCAUGAUGUUUAUGAAAAUAAAAAAUAUUUAUAUUUGGUGCUAGAACAUGUGUCUGGUGGAGAACUUUUUGACUAUCUUGUAAAGAAAGGAAGAUUAACGCCAAAAGAAGCCAGGAAGUUUUUCCGACAGAUCAUAUCUGCUUUAGACUUCUGUCAUAGUCAUUCAAUCUGCCAUAGGGAUUUAAAACCAGAAAAUCUACUGCUGGAUGAAAAGAACAAUAUCCGAAUAGCAGACUUUGGGAUGGCAUCACUGCAAGUUGGGGACAGUUUGCUUGAAACAAGCUGUGGGUCACCACAUUAUGCCUGCCCAGAAGUAAUCCGGGGAGAAAAGUAUGAUGGAAGAAAAGCAGAUGUCUGGAGCUGCGGAGUCAUUUUAUUUGCAUUGUUAGUGGGUGCUCUACCAUUUGACGACGAUAAUCUGCGGCAGCUGUUGGAGAAGGUGAAGCGUGGUGUGUUCCAUAUGCCACAUUUCAUCCCCCCAGAUUGUCAGAAUCUCUUACGGGGGAUGAUUGAAGUGGAUGCCUCGAAACGGCUGACGCUAGAACACAUUCAGAAGCACAUAUGGUAUAUAGGUGGUAAGAAUGAGCCAGAACCAGAACAACCAGUUCCUCGAAAAGUGCAGAUUCGUUCGCUCCCUUCAUUGGAGGACAUUGAUCCAGAUGUUUUAGAUAGCAUGCACUCAUUAGGUUGCUUCCGGGACAGGAAUAAACUCUUACAAGAUCUGCUAUCAGAAGAAGAAAACCAAGAGAAAAUGAUUUAUUUUCUUCUGCUGGAUCGGAAGGAGAGAUAUCCCAGUCACGAGGAUGAAGAUCUUCCUCCUAGAAAUGAAAUAGACCCUCCCAGAAAGCGUGUAGACUCUCCAAUGCUGAACAGACAUGGAAAGCGGAGGCCAGAGAGGAAGUCAAUGGAGGUCCUGAGUGUGACAGAUGGAGGAUCUCCAGUUCCAGCUCGUAGGGCAAUUGAAAUGGCUCAGCAUGGACAAAGUAAAACAAUGUUCAGUAAAAGCCUGGAUAUCUGUGACGCCAAUCCCAAAUUCAACAAAGACGAAAGGAUGACGAGUGCUGACACAUUGGGGUCACGGUCAAUCAGUGGAGCAUCAUCUGGUCUGUCCACCAGUCCCCUCAGCAGUCCAAGGCCUAUCAGAAAAUUUUUCAUCCCCCCUCAGACUCCUGACCUCCCUUUCACCCCCCGCCCCCAAGUCUCCCUAGACUCUGAUGCUUGUAGGAAUGCUUCCAGGCCUGGACAUGUUCUGCAACCAAAGCCAGUGCUUCAACCCAAUCCAAAGACACAGACUUUACCGUCCAAGAGCAAAUUGGCUGAAAAACCACUCCAGUCUACCAAAUCAAAUCCACUUCCUUCAGGCAAUGCAACUGUUUCUCCUUCCCAAAAUGCCCCUGCACAAAACACGCAAAGCCGCCCACCUGCUCCUGGAUUAAGCCCACAGCUGGCUGUUCCUACUGUGCAAACCAACCCUAUAUCUCCUGUUAGAUUGCUCCCUUCUAGUACUGACCCAAGCACCAAAUCUAUCCCCAUCAUACAGGUCACCCCUCACCCCUCUCCAAGGGGCAGUCCCCUCCCUACCCCCAAGGGGACACCUGUCCAUACGCCAAAGGAGAGCCCAGCAGGCACACCCAACCCUACGCCACCAUCCAGUCCCAGCAUCGGAGGAAUGCCCUGGAGAACACGACUCAACUCGAUCAAGAACAGCUUCCUGGGAUCUCCUCGCUUCCAUCGCAGGAAAUUGCAAGUACCUACGCCAGAAGAGAUGUCCAAUUUAACUCCAGAAUCUUCCCCAGAGCUUGCCAAAAAAUCCUGGUUUGGUAAUUUUAUCAACCUAGAAAAAGAAGAACAGAUCUUUGUGGUUAUAAAGGACAAACCACUGAGUUCUAUCAAGGCUGACAUCGUUCAUGCAUUCCUCUCAAUUCCUAGUCUCAGUCAUAGUGUCAUCUCACAGACAAGCUUCCGUGCAGAGUACAAGUCCACAGGAGGCCCAGCUGUCUUUCAGAAGCCAGUGAAGUUCCAAGUGGACAUCACAUAUACAGAAGGUGGGGAAGCACAGAAAGAAAAUGGGAUCUACUCAGUCACUUUCACACUUUUAUCAGGUCCAAGCCGUCGCUUUAAAAGGGUAGUAGAAACCAUUCAGGCACAAUUGUUAAGCACACAUGACCAGCCUUCAGUGCAGCAGUUAUCAGACACCACUAACUGUAUGGAGUUGAUGACUGGGAGACUUUCCAAAUGUGGCAGCCCAUUGAGUAACUUCUUUGACGUAAUUAAACAACUUUUUUCAGACGAGAAGAACGGGCAGGUGAGCCAUCCCCCCGGCACGCCAACCAAGCAUAGCGCAAACAGCAAGCGGAGCGAUUCCGAUGCUAAUGACUAUGGGUCUAGAGGAGACACUAAGUACCCCGCUGGCAAAGAGAAGGCAAAGAUGGUCUCGUCACUCGGCCUACAAGACCAACCUUAAAUAAAUGAAUUUCUUUUUUUAAAAAAAAGAAAGAAAGAACAGAUUAAAUAACUAAACAGAAAAAGUCAGGAAAACCAAAUGAAUGAGUAUUCUUUAGCAAGCUAACCUCUAAAAUAGACAGAUGUAUAUACAUUGCUGCAACAAUACAAAACUGUCUAUAGACAACUUUUGUAUGAAGGAAUGACUGUAUAUAUAUACAUAUAUAGAUAUAGAUAAAACACACACAUACACAUAUAUAUUUAUAUGAUAUAAUAUUUAUCUCUGAAGCAACACAAAAGCAACGAGAAAAGAAAAAAAAGGUAGCACAGAUGACAAAUCCCAUUUGGCAAAUCUUGGGUCCCCCUUUUUUUCCCUCCUCCCGGUUUGUUUCUUUUCUCUUCCUCUCACUUUUGACCUCUCCUCCCCCCCUCCCUGCCCAUUGCCAUUUUUGUUCUUGUUCUCUCUGAGUUUCUGACCACCACCGCUUGUUUCCACUCUGCUACCAGGAAUUAUCCCGAAAAGUUAACAUGCCAACCCAACAGCUUCACCUUCUGUGCUCUGCGAACACUUGUUCACGGAAGGCUGCUGAUGUAAGACUCUACUCGGACUGGUUCUGUUUGGGGACACCCAGCCUCCCCCUCUCUCACUGCAGGAAAUGGGUCUCCUCCUGUCCACUGGCCCUCAGCUCACGCUUUUCUUUUGGUGCUCUGCGCUGAAGAACUGCUCAGAUACAACCUUUCAGAGUUGGAACAUACUGGAGAAGCAUCUUAGCUCUUCCCCUCGGGCAAACCCAGACCACCGUGGCUGGGGGUUGGGGCGGGUGGGGAGAUGGGAUAUCAUGACAUAUUCAGGCUGUUCUCUCAUUCAAAACUGGGAUGUUUUACAAGAGGAAAUUUGUCCUCCUGGUUCUUUCUCCCCCUUGCCCUGCUCCCUUUUUUCCUCCUUGCCCUGUUACCCUUUUUCAAAUUGUGUUUGUGUUUUUAUUAUCUUAAACCACCACCCUUUUUUUUUUAACCUCCUGGAGGGGCAGGACAUAAGCUAAGAGAAAACCCCAAAAAUGGAAGUCAGACAAAUAAGAACAUUGAAACUUAGGGAAAGGGCAGCUUUCGGCAGUGAGGAGGAGGGAGGAGAAUCCACCUGUCUGAGGACAAUCUCUUCUACUGCCAAGUGCUGUUGCCAUU